Messenger RNA from Periconia digitata, 678 nucleotides. Lineage: Eukaryota; Fungi; Ascomycota; Dothideomycetes; Pleosporales; Periconiaceae. The record is from the annotation of a GenBank genome assembly.
CCGCACUUCUUCUCGAAAACAACAACAACAACAACAAAAACCACAACCAUAAUGAAAACCACAACCACCAUCCUCGCUGCGAGCCUAGCGCUCAGCGCCUCGGCCGCGCCCAUAACCCAAGACAUCCAAGCCGGCAGCACCCUAACCCUCAACAUCAACCUGGCAGGCGCGCAAGCAGGCCUAGUCAACGAAGCCGCCCUCGCGGCCCCAGCAAACCAACUCUUCACCUUCAGCAUGAUGCAAAACGUGGUGGCGGUCCCAGAGGAAGUCGUCAACGGGACCGAACCAACAGGCGGCAUCGCAGGGGCAUCAGGGACGUUCAACUUCGGGCUCAACGCGGCCAUGGACAUGAUCUGCUACAACAUCACGUUGGUGGGGUUCCAGGGCGAGUUCGACUCGCCCGCGACGACGGCGACGCAUAUCCACGAAGCGGCCAAAGGCGCGUCGGGGCCUCCUCGCAUCGCGUUCCCGAACCCGGAGCCCGUGAAUGGGGAUGUUGCGCACAGGAACAGUGCGGGGUGUUUGAAGGGCCCGUUUACGACUGGUGUCAUGAUGGAGGGGAAGGAUACGGGCGAGGGGUUCACUGUGGCUAUGAUUGAGGCGAAUCCUAGUGCGUUUAUGGCUGAUACGCAUAGUAGUGUUGCGUUGCCUGGAGCUGUGAGGGGCCAGCUUGCGUAA